This is a messenger RNA of Dromaius novaehollandiae (emu), 1236 nucleotides long. It is a transcript of the gene SFXN3, whose product is annotated as sideroflexin 3. Gene Ontology annotation, cellular component: mitochondrial inner membrane. The coding region runs from base 129 to 1097 and encodes 322 amino acids. NCBI's taxonomy places the organism in Eukaryota, Metazoa, Chordata, Aves, Casuariiformes, Dromaiidae. Gene Ontology annotation, biological process: monoatomic ion transport; serine import into mitochondrion. Gene Ontology annotation, molecular function: monoatomic ion transmembrane transporter activity. The transcript has 11 exons. The record is from RefSeq and is a predicted model, not a curated record.
UGACCCGAGCCGGGGUCCCCCCUCCCGGGAGCGGCGUUGCCCCCCCGGCCGCCGGCUUGCAAGCGGGGCCCGGCGGCGCCGCCAGCGCGAACCCGACACCGCGGCGGCGGCGGCGGCGGUUUCAGGCGAUGCCGCCGGCCCUGCCUGCCACCAUCAACAUCCGGGAGCCCCGCUGGGACCAGAGCACCUUCCAGGGCCGCGCCAAGCACUUCUUCACGGUGACGGACCCCCGAAACCUGCUGCUCUCCGGGGCGGCGCUGGAGGAGGCCCGCCGUGUGGUGGAGGACUACAGGGCGGGCAUGGUGCCCCCGGGGCUGACGGAGGACCAGCUCUGGCGGGCCAAGUACAUCUACGACUCGGCUUUCCACCCCGACACGGGAGAGAAGAUGCUCCUCAUCGGGCGCAUGUCGGCCCAGGUGCCCAUGAACAUGACCAUCACCGGGUGCAUGCUGACCUUCUACAGGACCACGCCGGCGGUGCUCUUCUGGCAGUGGGUGAACCAGUCCUUCAACGCCAUCGUCAACUACACCAACCGCAGCGGGGAUGCGCCCAUCACCCCCAGUCAGCUGGGAACCGCCUACGUGAGCGCGACCACGGGGGCAGUUGUCACGGCAUUGGGGCUCAAAUCUCUCACCAAGCACUUGCCGGCCAUCAUCAGCCGCUACGUGCCCUUUGCAGCCGUGGCUGCCGCGAACUGCAUCAACAUCCCGCUGAUGAGGCAGAGGGAGCUGAAGCUGGGGAUCCCCAUCACAGACGAGAACGGCAACCGCCUGGGCGAGUCCACGGCCGCGGCCCAGAAGGCCAUUUUCCAAGUGGUGGUGUCGCGCAUCGGCAUGGCAGCCCCGGCCAUGGCCAUCCCGCCGGUGAUCAUGAACGCCCUGGAGAAGCGAGCUUUCCUGAAGCGCUACCCGUACCUCAACGCACCCCUGCAGGUCGGCCUGGUGGGACUCUGCCUGGUGUUUGCAACACCGCUGUGCUGCGCGCUCUUCCCCCAGAAAAGCUCCAUGCACGUGAGCCGCCUGGAGCCCCAAGUCCGAGCUCGGAUCCGGGAGAAGGACCCCAGCGUGGAGGUCGUCUACUUCAACAAGGGGCUCUGAAGGAGGUCCCCGCGUGCCCACCGGCGGCCGAGAUGUGGGCCGCGGAGCUGCCGGGCCGGCAUGCCGCUGCACUCGGCCCCGGAGCAGCCCUCCAAGAACACCGCUGCUUCCCCUUGGCUCUCGUGUGUCCGUAGGUCCC